AUGGCUGAGGUAGUCAUAGCAGAAUGCCGGCCAGCUCAGCUUUUCAAUGAUAGCAAGUAUCUGACAAGCACAGCUCUGUCCGAAUUGCUAAGCGCUCUCAUUCAUGCUAGUCAAGCGGUUGUAGAAAAGGCAGAUUCAUUGAAACCGACUUUGAUUUGGGGCUCACCGCUGAAUGAUGACGACGAGGAUGCACUUGUCUUCUAUCUCGAGUUGAUUGUGACAAUCUGUUUGGAAAACAAAGACCGCUUAUCCCUUAUUUGGGUGACUGUGCGACGGCAUUUGGAGUGGUUGUUAUCGGCUAGGUUUGGAAGGAGUCCUCUACUUGUUGAACGAGCAGUCGUUGGUUUGCUACGUAUAGCUAACAGAAAUCUUUUCCGUGAUAACACAGUGGCCGAUGACGUACUGCAAUCGCUGUCGCUUCUUUUGCGUUUAUCUCCGAAAGCUAUGUAUGUAUUUUCUCGCCAAAUCUCUUUUGGCCUACAUGAACUGUUACGAACGAAUGCUGCGAAUGUGCAUAGACGAGAGCAUUGGGCUGUUUUAUUGUCGCUGCUUGAAGCAGCUGGAGCAGCGGCGCUACCGGAUGAUGCCCCGCAGCCUGAAAGCUCAGCCGCAGUUGAUCGCCAAGCGUUCUCAGACGGUGAGGCGAUGACAACACGCUCAACUACCGAUGAUAGAGGUUAUACGUCUGAUGAUCCUAACCGGAUAUCUGGUAGCUUAUAG
This is a messenger RNA of Cylicostephanus goldi, 720 nucleotides long. NCBI's taxonomy places the organism in Eukaryota, Metazoa, Nematoda, Chromadorea, Rhabditida, Strongylidae. The record is from the annotation of a GenBank genome assembly.